CAAGAAACAUGCAUGCCCUGUAACCUCUCUCUUUAUAAACUGCCCAGCUCCCCCAUAGUUUUGCCCUCCUCGACCUGCUUAGUACGUGGAGCUUUCCUCCAUUCUCCAUUCUCGCUUCUUCUUCUACGAUUACUGCUACCCUGUGGUUGAAAAGACUAUUUGGGUUUCUUCUUUUAAGAUAGAAAUCAAUCAUGUCUCACUACAGUGGUUGCAUGGAUUCCCAGAAGCCUCACUUUCUUGAAGCUUGUUUUCUCUGCCGCAAACCCCUUGGUUAUAACUCUGACAUCUUCAUGUACAGAGGUAACACGCCAUUUUGCAGCAAGGAGUGCAGGCAAGAACAAAUAGAGGUGGAUGAGUCUACGAGGAAGAAGAGCUGGAAAAUGUCAUCUUCCUCUUCAAGAUCUACCAGAAAAUCAGAUCCCAAGGAUUCUACCUCUAAGAAGACUGCACGGACAGGCACAGUUGCUGUUGCUUGAUAAUUUAACAGUGGGUUUUGUCAGAAAUUAAAGGAUAUAAAUCAUGAGCAAAUUAAAUUUCCGCUUCUGGGAUCAAGACAAAAAUAUCAGUUUUCAUCUCCAAAAGAGUGGUGGGUAUGACUGCAGUUUAGAGACGGGAGGAAGGAGAGUUGCAAGACCUGCCAGGGAUGAUUUUUGCUCAUGUUUUGUCCUUUUAUUGGGCGAGUGUUUAUACGGGUUAAAGAGGAUUCACAUGGGAUGAUCUGUAUAACCCUGAAUGCUCAUCUCUCUUUCUAUCUUCUGUUUUUUCUCCCUUUCUGCAAACAAAUUUCGAGGAAAUUAAUGGAUCUAAAGAGAUUUAAGAUUUCA
Molecule: messenger RNA, 824 nt
Organism: Populus nigra (black poplar)
Lineage: Eukaryota; Viridiplantae; Streptophyta; Magnoliopsida; Malpighiales; Salicaceae
Product: FCS-Like Zinc finger 3-like
Exons: 2
Coding region: 192-476 (94 amino acids)
Source: RefSeq, a predicted model, not a curated record